Molecule: messenger RNA, 1586 nt
Organism: Mus caroli (Ryukyu mouse)
Lineage: Eukaryota; Metazoa; Chordata; Mammalia; Rodentia; Muridae
Gene: Rit1
Product: Ras like without CAAX 1
Biological process (GO): signal transduction
Cellular component (GO): membrane
Molecular function (GO): GTP binding; GTPase activity
Source: RefSeq, a predicted model, not a curated record
GCUCAGGUGGACAGGGCGGGGGGUGACGGUGGCGGGAAAGGUGGUGAAGUGUGGGAGCCACGGCCACCGGGAAAGAACGUGGCGGUGUCAGGCAGCACUCAGCACUCAUCCGGCUCCUUCCUACUGGCGCGCUGCCUCAAUCUGAAGUUCCAAGUUCUUUUUAGUUUUCUGGAAAAAGAGGCCUUUCCCAGGGGCCCAGGACUGCCCGGGAGGACAAUGGAGUCCGGAGCUCGCCCCGUUGGUAGCAGCUGUAGCAGCCCUGCAGCGCUCUCCCGGGAAUACAAACUAGUGAUGCUGGGUGCCGGUGGAGUUGGGAAGAGUGCCAUGACAAUGCAGUUCAUCAGCCACCGAUUCCCAGAAGACCAUGACCCCACCAUUGAAGAUGCUUAUAAAAUCCGGAUCCGCAUUGAUGAUGAGCCUGCCAAUCUGGACAUCCUGGACACAGCAGGACAGGCAGAGUUUACAGCCAUGCGGGAUCAGUAUAUGAGGGCAGGAGAAGGAUUCAUCAUCUGUUACUCCAUCAUGGAUCGUCGAAGUUUCCACGAAGUUCGGGAGUUUAAACAACUGAUUUACCGGGUCCGACGCACCGAUGAUACACCGGUGGUUCUUGUGGGGAACAAGUCUGACCUAAAGCAGCUGAGGCAGGUCUCCAAGGAAGAGGGAUUGUCUCUGGCUCGAGAAUUCAGUUGUCCCUUUUUUGAGACCUCAGCUGCCUACCGUUACUACAUCGACGAUGUUUUCCACGCCCUCGUCCGGGAGAUCCGUAAGAAAGAGAAGGAGCUAGUAUUGGCCAUGGAGAAGAAGGCCAAACCCAAGAGCAGCGUAUGGAAGAGGCUGAAGUCACCUUUCAGGAGGAAGAAAGACUCGGUCACCUGAAUGAAGUGGACUGUGCUCCUGUGAACUGCAGUGCUCCUCGUGCCUGCUGUGAACUGCAGUGCUCCCCCAUGCAGUCCAGUAAUCUGCAGCAGGGAGCAUGCUGUCUGCUCUCUGCUAUGUGGUUAUUCUAAAUGUCACUGGCGAGGGGACUCGCCUACUGGGAGCUGUCAUUGACUUACUGUCUAAAGCCCUGUGCUCGGUGACUCCCACGCAUGAGCUCAUCAGGGCUGUGUCUACUCCUUAAUUGUCACACAUUAGAAUCUGGUCAGCCAUUGUUUUGGUUAUGUUGCUGAUGUAAAUUUGUGUAAAUGGUUUCUACCCAGGAGAGUAUGUGUACCGUGUGCACUUGACUAAGUUCACAACAGAACGUUGUGUUGUAUUCUCCCCACCACCCUUCAACCUGAACUUCCAACUGUCUCACAGAAGGACCUCUUCGUUGUGUAGCCACACUGUGCAUCCUGGAGACAGAGCAGAGAUUGAGUAGGGGAACGAGCAGGUGUCUGCGGAGCAGACUCCUGUGGUGGACCGUGGAGUGCAGAGGGUUAGGGAGAUCUUGCCAUUGCUCACACAAGAAGACAGAGCCGGAAACAUGCAGGGCCAGACCAGUGUUCCUACAGUGAGCCCCAGAACUGCACAUUUGACCCAAAGGCACUCAGGUGGUGAGAAGAGACAGAAGCGCAUUUCUCUCUGAACAUGCUUGGCUCUCCCCA